Messenger RNA from Aspergillus heteromorphus CBS 117.55, 783 nucleotides. RefSeq lists its product as uncharacterized. The coding region runs from base 1 to 783 and encodes 260 amino acids. Gene Ontology annotation, cellular component: nucleus; cytoplasm. The transcript is spliced from 4 exons. NCBI's taxonomy places the organism in Eukaryota, Fungi, Ascomycota, Eurotiomycetes, Eurotiales, Aspergillaceae. The record is from RefSeq and is a predicted model, not a curated record.
AUGGCAGACGCCCCGCCUAUCUCAUUGGAUCAACUGCAAACGCAGCAGGAUGCUGAUGAUGGCCCCGGCUCACAGGAAACCGACAAUCGAGCAAACAUCUUAAUGCUCCACGGCCAUGGCCAAUCCGUAGGGAUCUUCCACCCCAAAACCGGCUUCCUGCAAGACGCCCUAAAUGCGGCUGCAUCGCCGUGCCCGGACCGAGUCCUGCCGCGAUUCACCUUCUACUACUGCGAAGCACCGUUCGAGGUCAGCCCGGAACUGGGGUCCAGGGCGUGGGGCUUCGGGAUGUUUGACACCCAGCCGAUCCAAGGCCUGCAGCGGAGUGUCGAGCUGGUGCUACGGCAACUGGAGCGGAUAAACCCGGUCGUCGGCAUUGUAGGAUUCUCGACCGGAGCAACGCUGGCGAUGGUGAUCGCGGCGUUGUUGGAGAAGAAAGAGAGGUGUGGGCUUUUUGGACUCACCACGUCCCACCCCCCACUCAAGUUCGUCCUCAGCUACAGCGGCUUCAUGCUGGGCCAUCGUGAGUAUAGGGAUCUGUACUACCCGAGGAUCCGCACGCCCGUGCUCCACCACAUUGCGGAACUGGACAUCAUGAUCCCGGCCAGGAUGACCAGGCGGCUUGCGGCGCGGUGCAGCAAGGCCCAGGUGCGGACCUCCUUCGCGACACACCACGUCCCGAGGCAGCCGGAAACAACCAGGGCAGCGGUGGAAUUCGUGGUGCAACUGCGAAAUUUGACUCUGCGCAUCAUUGUCGGCUUGGCUGGAUCCGGAAUGCCACCCUAG